AUGGCCGACGGAAAUCGAGAUGUGUCGCAGUACAAGUACUCGGCGAUGUCGAACCUGGUUCUCCAGGCCGACCGUCGAUUUGUCACAAGACGAACUGAUGAAGCCACGGGUGAUCCAGAGUCGCUCGCCGGGCGCUUGAGUAUUCGAGAUAUGGGUGCUCGAGUCGCACGCGACGACGCGCCGAAACAAAAGAAGCAACCUGGACCUCCUGACAUCGAGCGAGGCAGCCUAAGAGAAGGGGAGGAUAUCCUAGCACGAGAACAGCGCAGACGAAAGGCGGAGGCGCCCCAAUCGACCGGUGUUCUCGGCGCCAACGACCUCUUGGUGGAGGGCAUCACAUACCGACCCCGAACCGCAGCGACGCGAGCGACUUUCGACCUCAUUAUCACUAUAGUAGCCCAAAACCUCGGCGAUGUACCACAUGAGGUUGUGCGCAGCGCGGCGGAUGCUGCUUUGGAGUACCUGAAGGACGACGAUUUGAAGGAUCUGGAUAAGAAGAGAGAAAUUGACGACAUCUUGGGAGUAACACUAAACCCCAAGCAAUUUAAUGAGCUUGUGAAUCUCGGCAAGAAGAUUACAGAUUACGACGCCCAGGACGACGACGACGACGUUGCUAUGGGAGGUGCCGAUGGCGACGAUGCUGAAAUAGACGAACGCCAAGGUGUCGCAGUUGCUUUCGAUGAAGACGAUGAGGAUGAAGGCGACGGGAUUGUUCAUGAGGUCCGCGAUGAGUCGUCCGAGGAUGAAGAGGAGGAGGAAGACAAGGAACAGAGUACCGAAGGCAAGGAGGAAGAUGCUGUUGCCGAUGUUGGGGAUGAGAUGAUCCUCGACUCAGCGCCUUCAGGAGGUAAACGGGAUGAAAAAGAAAAGCACAGCGUACCCGCCCGGGACAUCGAUGCGUUCUGGCUACAGCGUCAGAUUGGAGCUCUAUAUCCCGAUGCUCACGAGCAAACCGACAAAACAAAGGAGGCACUCACAAUUCUGUCUGGAGAGCCAGGUGAUGAUGGUGAGGAGAAGUCUUUGCGUGAAGUUGAGAACGAUCUCAUGGAGCUUUUUGACUUUGAGCAUCACGAACUGGUACAGAAGCUAGUCGAGAACAGGGAGAAGGUCUUCUGGCUUACAAAAUUGGCACGAACGGAAACUCCUGAGCAACGCGCUGAUGUCGAGCGAGAGAUGGGCUCGGAAGGUCUCCAUUGGAUCCUCAAUGAACUCAAGGGCAAGGACACAGCUGAUGCCAAGAAGGGAAAUAUGGACAUCAAGAUGGACAUUGAUGUUCCGGCUUCUUUUACUGCCGACGGGCCCAAGACUGAACGUGCCGAUGGUCAACUUAUUGGUGGACUCCAGCCUCGAAAGCUCAUCAACCUCGACAACCUGGUUUUCGAUCAAGGAAAUCAUCUUAUGACAAACCCCAAGGUCCGGCUGCCGGAAGGCUCAACAAAGAGAACCUUUAAGGGUUAUGAGGAAAUCCACAUUCCUACACCCAAGAAGCGUAAUGAGCCUGGCGAUGUUUUGAUGCCCAUUACCGAUAUGCCUGAGUGGGCGCGAACCCCUUUCAGUAAGAAUCAAUCGUUGAACAAGAUCCAGUCAAAGUGUUAUCCCUCAGCAUUUAACGAUGAUGGAAACAUGCUUGUUUGUGCUCCUACUGGUAGUGGAAAGACGAACGUGGGUAUGCUCACGAUUCUUCGAGAGAUUGGAAAGCAUCGCAAUCCAGAGACUGGCGAUAUUGAUCUCGAUGCUUUCAAGAUCGUCUGUAUCGCUCCCCUCAAGGCUCUUGUCCAGGAACAGGUCGGCAACCUGGGCAACAGACUUGAGCCAUAUGGUAUUCGUGUUGCAGAGUUGACUGGCGAUCGUCAGCUUACCAAGCAGCAAAUUGCCGAGACACAGAUUAUCGUCACUACACCUGAGAAGUGGGAUGUUAUCACCAGAAAGUCCAACGACUUGACUUACACCAAUAUGGUGCGCCUCAUCAUUAUUGACGAAAUCCAUUUGCUUCACGAUGAUCGCGGUCCUGUGCUGGAAAGCAUUGUCAGCCGAACUAUCCGCAAGACGGAACAGACUGGCGAGCCAGUUCGAAUCCUUGGUUUGUCUGCCACACUUCCCAACUACAAAGAUGUUGCGAGCUUCUUGCGCGUGAAUACGAAGAAGGGCCUCUUCCACUUUGAUGGCUCUUACAGACCCUGUCCUUUACGACAGGAGUUUGUUGGUGUCACUGACCGCAAAGCCAUCAAGCAGCUAAAGACUAUGAACGAUGUUUGCUACAACAAGGUUAUUGAGCACGUGGGAACAAACCGCAACCAGAUGCUUAUCUUCGUGCACUCUCGAAAGGAGACCGCCAAGACUGCCCGCUAUAUUCGGGACAAGGCUGUUGAGUCAGACACGAUCCACCAGAUCCUUCGUCACGAUGCUGGUAGUCGUGAAGUCCUAAGAGAAGCAUCUGACAUGGCGACUGACCAGGACCUCAAAGACAUUCUGCCCUACGGUUUCGGUAUUCAUCAUGCUGGUAUGAGCCGAGUUGACAGGACAGAUGUCGAGGACCUUUUUGCCCGUGGUGCUAUCCAAGUCUUGGUGUGUACGGCUACGCUGGCCUGGGGUGUGAACCUGCCUGCCCAUACAGUUAUUAUCAAGGGUACGCAAGUUUACUCGCCUGAAAAGGGUAGCUGGGUUGAACUCAGUCCUCAGGAUGUCCUCCAGAUGCUCGGACGUGCCGGUCGACCUCAGUACGACACUUACGGAGAAGGUAUCAUCAUCACAACACAGAGCGAGAUGCAGUACUACCUCUCGCUUCUAAAUCAGCAGCUGCCAAUCGAAAGUCAGUUUGUAAGCAAGCUGGUGGACAACUUGAAUGCUGAAGUUGUGCUUGGUAAUGUCAGAACCCGUGAUGAGGGUGUUGAGUGGCUUGGCUAUACAUAUCUUUUCGUCAGAAUGCUCCGCUCCCCUGGUCUUUACCAGGUUGGUGCAGAGUAUGAGGACGAUGAAGCUCUGGAGCAAAAACGUGUUGACCUGAUUCAUUCCGCCGCUAUGGUUUUGCGGAAGUCAAACCUUAUCAAGUACGACGAGAAGACCGGAAAGCUUCAGUCCACAGAGCUUGGUCGAAUCGCUUCUCACUACUACAUUACAUUUGGUUCUAUGGAGACUUACAACAACCUUAUUCAACCUUCUAUCACCACUAUUGAGCUCUUCCGCGUCUUUUCUCUGAGUGCCGAAUUCAAGUUUAUUCCUGUUCGCCAGGAUGAAAAGCUUGAGUUGGCUAAGCUACUGGGCCGAGUGCCGAUUCCGGUCAAGGAGAGCAUUGAGGAGCCUCAUGCCAAGAUCAACGUGCUUUUGCAAGCGUACAUCUCACGCCUCAAGCUCGAGGGCCUGGCUUUGAUGGCCGAUAUGGUAUAUGUAACACAAUCUGCUGGCCGUAUCCUGCGUGCUAUCUUUGAGAUCGCGAUGAAGAAGGGCUGGGCUAGUGUCGCCAAGACUGCCUUGGACCUCUGCAAGAUGGCUGAGAAGCGCAUGUGGCCAACCAUGUCUCCUCUGCGCCAGUUUCCCACCUGCCCUAAGAGUGUUGUUCAAAAGGCUGAAAGAAUCGAUGUGUCUUGGAGUAGCUAUUUUGAUUUGGAUCCUCCUCGUAUGGGCGAGCUUCUUGGUCUGCCCCGAGAAGGUCGAACUGUUUGUGGCUUGGUAGCCAAGUUUCCUCGUGUCGAGGUUCAGGCUCAAGUUCAACCCAUGACCAGAUCGAUGUUGCGUGUUGAGCUCAGCAUCACUCCUAACUUUGAAUGGGAUGAUUCUAUUCAUGGUGCUGCAGAAAGCUUCUGGAUUCUGGUCGAAGAUUGUGAUGGAGAAGAUAUUCUUUUUCACGACACCUUUUUGCUGCGCAAGGAAUACGCCCAAUCGGAGCAAAACGAGCACAUUGUGGACUUUACGGUUCCUAUAACAGAUCCUAUGCCCCCUAAUUAUUUCGUUUCUGUUGUCUCUGAUCGAUGGAUGCAUGCUGAGACCAGACUUCCUGUUCCUUUCCACAAGCUGAUCUUGCCUGAGAAGUUCCCUCCUCACACAGAACUUCUCGAGCUUCAACCUCUUCCCGUUUCUGCUCUCAAGGUGUCGAGCUACGUUGACCUCUACCCGUCAUGGAAGCAGUUCAAUAGGAUCCAAACACAAACAUUCAACUCGCUCUACAAGACGGAUCAGAAUGUGUUCAUCGGAGCUCCCACAGGCAGCGGCAAGACUGUGUGUGCCGAGUUUGCUAUUCUAAGACACUGGACCAAGGGUGAGGCUGGCCGAGCCGUGUAUAUUGCUCCCUUUCAAGAGCUUGUCGACUCUCGUCUUCAAGAUUGGCAGAAGAGGCUCGGCCACCUUAACGGUGGCAAGGAGAUUGUAAAGCUCACUGGCGAGACAGCAACUGAUCUCAAGCUUCUUGAGAAGGGUGAUUUGAUAUUGGCAACACCAACUCAAUGGGAUGUGUUGUCUAGACAAUGGAAGCGCCGCAAGAACAUUCAGACAGUUGAGCUCUUCAUUGCCGAUGAAGUUCACCUUCUCGGCGGCUCGCAAGGCUACGUGUACGAGACGAUCGUCUCUCGCAUGCACUACAUUCGUACCCAGACCGAGCUGCCCCUGCGAAUUGUCGCAUUGAGUGUCUCGCUAGCGAAUGCCCGGGAUAUUGGUGAAUGGAUCGACGCAAAGAAGCAUGAUACCUACAACUUCAGUCCCCAUGUCCGACCAGUGCCCCUGGAGCUUCACCUUCAGUCAUUCACCAACACCCAUUUCCCAUCUCUCAUGUUGGCAAUGGCCAAACCCACUUAUGUGGCCAUCACACAAAUGUCUCCUGACAAGCCUGCUAUGAUCUUCGUGCCCAGCCGUAAACAAACUCGAGCAACUGCUCGGGAUCUCUUGGCGGCAGCCUUCGCGGAUGAUGACGAGGACCGUUUCCUUCAUGCCGAGGUGGAGCAAAUGCAACCUUUGCUUGAGCGUAUCAACGAGGAGGCACUUGCUGAAGCUCUCUCGCAUGGUGUUGGUUAUUACCAUGAGGCUCUUAGCCAGAGUGAUAAGCGAAUUGUUAAGCAUCUGUAUGAUAAUGGUGCCAUUCAAGUACUUGUUGCCUCUCGGGACGUGUGCUGGGAGCUAAACAGCACUGCUCAUUUGGUCAUUGUCAUGGGCACACAAUACUUCGAGGGCCGAGAGCAUAGAUAUGUCGAUUACCCUCUUAGCGAGGUGCUGCACAUGUUUGGUAAGGCUCUUCGCCCGUCCAAGGAUGGUCGUGGCCGUGGUGUUCUCAUGCUGCCCCAAGUGAAGCGUGAAUACUACAAGAAGUUCCUCAACGAGGCUCUUCCCGUCGAGUCGCAUCUGCACAACUACUUGCACGAUGUCUUCGUGACGGAGAUCAGCACCAAGAUGAUUGAGUCGGGUGACGAUGCGAUCAACUGGACCACAUUUACCUACUUCUACCGAAGACUACUUGCCAACCCCAGCUAUUACAGCUUGACAAGCACAACACAUGAGGGUCUAAGCAAUUACAUGUCUGACUUGGUUGAGACGACUCUGCGUGAGCUCAGCGAAUCGAAGAUCAUUGACUUUGAUGAGGAGGAUGGAUCUGUGGCGCCUCAGAACGCUGCUAUGAUCGCCGCCUACUACAACAUUUCGUACAUCACAAUGCAGACCUUCUUGCUCUCAUUGAGUGUCCGUACAAAGCUUAAGGGUAUCAUGGAAAUUGUCACUUCAGCCACCGAAUUUGAGUCGAUCCAGAUCCGACGUCAUGAGGAUGGCCUGUUGCGACGCAUCUACGACAGAGUCCCUGUCAAGAUGUCUGAAGUAGUUUACGAGUCGCCUCACUUCAAAUCUUUCGUCCUGCUUCAGGCGCAUUUCUCUCGCAUGCAGCUGCCAAUUGAUCUGGCAAAGGAUCAGGAGGUCCUGCUAUCUAAGGUUCUAAGUCUUCUUAGUGCCAUGGUCGACAUCCUGUCUUCAGAUGGUCAUCUCAACGCCAUGAGCGCCAUGGAGAUGUCACAGAUGAUCGUGCAAGGCAUGUGGGAUCGAGAUAGUCCCCUUAAACAGAUUCCUCACUUCUCGACGGAGGUUGUCAAGGCGGCUAAUGAGUUUGGAAUCAAGGACAUUUUCGAUUUCAUGGAGGCCAUGAAUCCGGACGAGAAUGCCGAUUACAACAAACUUGUUAAGCGACUUGGUCUGUCACAAAAGCAACUGGCCGAGGCUGCCAACUUUACAAACGAUAAGUACCCCGAUCUGGAGCUUGAGCACGAGGUUCUGGGCGAGGACGAGAUUAGGGCAGGUGAACCAGCCUACCUGAACAUUAAGAUUGCUCGCAACUUGGAGGAGGAAGACGGCGAGUAUGACUCUACCGUACACGCGCCAUUCUACCCCUCCAAGAAGAUGGAGAAUUGGUGGUUGAUUGUCGGUGAUGAAAAGACCAAGAGUCUCUUGGCCAUCAAGCGAGUGACAAUCGGUCGGGAACUCAACGUUCGCCUCGAGUACACUGUACCAUCACCGGGUGAGCAUGACCUGAAGCUGUUCUUAAUGAGUGAUAGCUAUGUCGGAGUGGACCAAGAGCGGGAGUUUUCGGUUACCGCAGCCGAAGGCAUGGACGUGGAUGACGAUGAAGAGGACGAGGACGAGGACGAAGACGAGGAGUAG
This is a messenger RNA of Fusarium sp. VM40, 6624 nucleotides long. NCBI's taxonomy places the organism in Eukaryota, Fungi, Ascomycota, Sordariomycetes, Hypocreales, Nectriaceae. The record is from the annotation of a GenBank genome assembly.